CCUCUCCCUCUCUCUCUCACUCUACCUACUCUCCCUCACUACGCUUCCCAUACAAUUCUCUCCUCCCCAUACAAAAAAGUACUGCAUAUCCGCAUCGGCCAAAACUGCCGACCUCAAAACAUUGCUCUUGAUUUUCUUUUGAGUCAAUUGUCGGAUCACAUCAAAGAUGCCUAAGGAGAAGACCACACGUAAGACCAAGGGUACCCGCGUCGAGCGCAAGAAGAAGGACCCCAACGCACCCAAGCGUGGUCUCUCCGCGUACAUGUUCUUCGCCAAUGAUAACCGCGAGAAGGUUCGCGAAGAGAACCCCGGCAUCUCUUUCGGUCAGGUUGGCAAGAUGCUCGGUGAGAAGUGGAAGGCCCUGAGCGACACUGAGCGCCGUCCCUAUGAGGAGAAGGCUGCCGCCGACAAGAAGCGUUACGAAGACGAGAAGGCGAGCUACAACGCCCAAGCCGAGGAGGAUGAGGAAUCUUCUUAAGCUGUUUCUUCCCCUCGCAGGUCUUGUAAAUCUUGACCGAUUGGCGUUUCGUGUUGUUUAUUCCCGCUAAUUGCCUGACUUGUAUUUGUCGCCUCUUAUGUUUCCUUUUACUCGAUGGUUUCUGGUAUGGGAUGACGGUGGUUUCUCCUUGCUUUUCUGUUCAUGAAGGAUCUUCAAUGGGACAUGUUUACUGUAUGGACUGGCGGCUUUGGGACGAAUUUGACUUAAAUCGAGGGAGCCCGGCGCUGUAUACCAGAUCGGCGGGAGAACCUUGUUUUGAGUAUCUAUGGUGAAAUAUGAAUUGAAGCUGUUGAGGCAAGCAAAAUCUGCUGUACACUAGCCUAAUCAACCGCAUCCUUACCUU
Aspergillus nomiae NRRL 13137 is the source of this 842-nucleotide messenger RNA. It is a transcript of the gene nhp6, whose product is annotated as high-mobility group nucleosome-binding protein. The record is from RefSeq and is a predicted model, not a curated record. The transcript has 6 exons. Bases 167 to 478 code for a protein of 103 amino acids. NCBI's taxonomy places the organism in Eukaryota, Fungi, Ascomycota, Eurotiomycetes, Eurotiales, Aspergillaceae.